UUGCACGCCGCGAGUCCGCAAAAUCAAAUUCCCGGCCGCGGCGAGCGCUCCCUGCCAGAGCGCGAGCGAGCGAGAGACACUAGUCAUCAGGGACCAGCCGUCGCCUAACCGCAGAGGCCCUCUCGUCCACAGGAAGCUCCCGCGUGUGCACGUCGCCGCGAUUUAUACGCCGCUCGUUUCUCGCCGUCGCCCCUCCACUCCCAUCUCCCAUCAUUUCUCUAGCGGCAGCUAGUCGACGCACGUGAAGCCUGAGCUUAGCUUGAGCCGUAGAGCGAGCGACCGGAGCCGACAAGCAAGAAAGCGCGGGAAGGCAGCCAUGAGGAUCCAGUGCGACGCGUGCGAGGGCGCGGCGGCGACGGUGGUGUGCUGCGCGGACGAGGCGGCGCUGUGCGCGCGCUGCGACGUGCAGAUCCACGCCGCCAACAAGCUGGCCAGCAAGCACCAGCGCCUCCCGCUCGAGGGCGCCGCCGCGGCGGCAGGGCUCCCGCGCUGCGACGUGUGCCAGGACAAGCCGGCCUUCGUCUUCUGCGUGGAGGACAGGGCGCUCUUCUGCCGCGACUGCGACGACUCCAUCCACGUCCAGGGCACGCUCUCCGCCAACCACCAACGCUACAUCGCCACCGGCAUCCGCGUCGGCUUCAGCUCCGUCUGCAGCGCACACGCCGACAGCCACCCGCCGCCGCCGCCCUCCAAGCCCCCCAGGGCGGCGCCGGUCUCGGCCGCGGCGCAGGAGGUGCCGUCGUCGCCGUUCAUGCCGUCGUCCGGCUGGGCCGUCGAGGACCUCCUGCAGUUCUCCGACUACGAGUCCAGCGACAAGAAGGGUUCUCCGUCUCCUCUCGGGUUCAAGGAGCUGGAGUGGUUCGCCGACAUCGACCUGUUCCACGACGACCAGGCGCCGGCAUCCAAGUGGGGCAGAACCGCGGUGGAGGUCCCCGAGCUCUUCGCCUCGCCGCCGCCGACGAGCAACGGGGGCUUCUACAAGACAGCCGGUGCGCGCCAGAGCAAGAAGGCGAGGGUGGAGCUGCCCGACGACGACGACGAGGACUACCUCAUCGUUCCCGAUCUUGGAUGAGAUAUCUGAACUGAAUGUAUAGUUCGUAUGUGUGAUGUAUUCCCUCCGUUCCAAAGUACUUGUCGUGUCUUAGUUCAAGUUUGUCCAAAAUACCUGGUUUCAGUUCAAAUUUGUACUAAAAGCACGACAAAUAUUUUGGAACGGAUGAAGUAUGAGUAAACUAGUGAUAUGUAUGUGUGUAUGUAUGCAAAGGGAUUCUGCAAUCCUUUUGUGCCGAUCGCUUGGUUGCCGUGGAACAUAUGAAGCUGCAGGGCGAAUCGGGGAAAUACUUUCACAAACGAGAUGGGUUUAUCAGUGUAAUAUACUUUGUACUGUACUACUUUUGAGGCUUAUCAGUCUUCCAAAUUUUUACUGUGAUUUGAUUUUA
Molecule: messenger RNA, 1439 nt
Organism: Hordeum vulgare subsp. vulgare (domesticated barley)
Lineage: Eukaryota; Viridiplantae; Streptophyta; Magnoliopsida; Poales; Poaceae
Product: B-box zinc finger protein 24-like
Exons: 2
Coding region: 317-1072 (251 amino acids)
Biological process (GO): photomorphogenesis; regulation of DNA-templated transcription
Cellular component (GO): nucleus
Molecular function (GO): zinc ion binding
Source: RefSeq, a predicted model, not a curated record